Molecule: messenger RNA, 7592 nt
Organism: Pocillopora meandrina
Lineage: Eukaryota; Metazoa; Cnidaria; Anthozoa; Scleractinia; Pocilloporidae
Source: the annotation of a GenBank genome assembly
CGCCAUGUAUCCGACCAUUAGAUCAGGACUGGCGAAGUUUGAUGUCAGCUUACCCGGGGAACUCCAGAAAUAUGUCAGCAAGUUAUUAAAUGAGUCAGCCAAACUUCACUUCCGCAAGCAAGGUACUUAACAUUGUUAAAAUAAGCUUGUAUUGGCUUUGAAACAUAUGUCCAGUUGUCUAUAUUCGGUGGUAAGAUUAUUGAGAAAUGCUGGGUUUGUGUAAUGGUCAAGGAAUUUUUCUUUUAACCCAGAUUUGUGAUCUAGUGUUGGGUUUUUUUCAUUCUCAGUAGACCUGGUACCUUAAUGUAAUCAUCAAAUGAGCUGCGCGGUCUAAUGCCCGUUCCUAAUAAGAAAAGAAAAGAUUUAUAAAUAAACCCCUUUAUGAAGGCCAUGCGCGGUUGCCCUGGCAGGGGCAUUAAAAGCUGCGGGGCCAAGCGUGCGUCCAUGCGAGAAGAAAGUAGAAUGAGUAGAGCGGCGUUCAUGGAAUAAAAAUCUGAUUGACUGAGUAAGAUCAAGCUGGACCCACAUGACCCUACUACUCAUUCCAUAAGUGCAUAGAAUUCUGAUGUUAAAGCUGGUCGCUUAUGUGGUGUAACUUUAGUACUUUAUGAUCGUGUUUUCAAGAAAAGACAUCUCUUUCCAUUUAUCAACACUAGUACUUCGUUGUUAUGUUUGCAAAGUGAAAACAGUUUUUUUCUAUUGUGUUCUUGAAAAUGUUCUGAAACUUUAAAACCAGAUUUGGGAAAAAACAACGACAGCAUGCAACUUUUCUCGCACGCAUUUUCGACUCUAAGAGUUCUAGAUUACUAGGGAGGGGAAAGAUAAUAUUGGAAUAAAACUUUAUAACAAUGAUUUACACCUUCGCAAAUGAUUUGCUGACAUUUUAAGACUUCUUGGAAAACAAAAAGAAAAAGGGCCUAGCUUAAUGUUUUUGGUAUCGCACGACCUUUAUUGUUCAUUCUGUCCGUCUCCUUGUUUUCCCAACUGGUUUCCUUUUACUUGGGAUGAUUCAACAAUAAGUCGAAACACGGAGACUCGAUUUUUUCUUGUUUCCAAUUUGUUUAGGUAUUUUUUGUCAGUUUUUAGACAAAAACAAUGUAAAGGUAGUUUUUUUCGCUGUAAUGUUUUCAAGUAAAAAUUAAUAUUUCUUUUGUUUUAAUCCUUUAGUACUCCAACCACCUUGUGUCUUUAGGGAAUUACGAGAAGCAAUGGAUAAAGACGAAUUGAAAACAUUCCUUACUAUUCACAUCAGAGAAGGUGCAUGGCAGGUGGUGCUGCCGUUUACGGAUGAGCUCCCCAUGGUUAAACUACCACGGGACUGGUGUGGUAUAAUUCAUAACGAGGACGAGGAGGUGUCUAAUGAAGUGAUAUACAGUUCGACUUCAGGCAUAUUGAAUGUGUGGCCAACAGAGUACGACCCUGAUUUGAUAACACUGUGUAAAGCGAUCACCAACAGGGACUGGAAAGUAACCAGAUUAAUUCUCUCAAGGAGUCGGAUAUCUGAUGAAGGUUUGAAGAACUUGAGUACAGCGCUUCCUCAGAGUGAACUUUACAGCUUGACACUGCAUGGCAAUGAUUUACAAAGUCAAGGAUUAAAAUACCUGUGUGAAGUGCUGAUCAGUAGUGACUGCCACUUAACCAGCUUAAACGUCAGUUUCAAUAGGUUAGGAGACGAAGGAAUCGUGCUCUUGAGUAACGCGCUAACCAGCGUUAACUGCAGAUUAACCACCUUAAACGUCAGUGAUAAUAGGUGGGGAGACGAAGGAAUCGAAUACUUGUGUAACGCACUAACCAGCAUUGACUGUACAUUAACCAGCUUAAACGUCAGUGACAAUAAGUUUGGAGACAAAGGAAUCAUGCACUUGUGUAACGCGCUAACCAGCGUUAACUGCAGAUUAACAAGCUUAAACGCCAGUUACAUUCAGUGGGGAGAGAAGGGAUUGAAACACUUGUGUGAUGGACUUACCAGCAGUAACUGUGUGUUAACAAAAUUGAAAAUCGGUUCUAUUAGAUUAGGAGAUGGAGGAAUCAAAGAAUUGUCUGGAGCUUUAACCAACGGAUUCUGUACAUUGACAAGUUUAGACAUAAGCAACAAUAAAUUUGGAGAUGAAGGAAUCAAGCACCUGUGUAAGGCCUUGACUGAUACCAACUGCAAACUACGGAGCUUAGACUACCACGGAAAUCGGAAUGUAACUGAUAAAGGCAGAAAAUAUUUGUCUCAAAUGUUAACUGGUACUGAUUGGGAAGUUAGAGGAGCACAACUUUCCCGUUCAACUACAAAGUAGACCAAGUAACAAGUCAGAGUCACAGAGACCUGACAGAUUCCUCCUGUUACGUUUCGCUUGUCAUGAAGUAAAUUCCAUUUUUAUAAAUGACAACUUAGAGAUUACUGUUCAAGGUGCGUAAUUAGAUAACUGACCUUCUAGUCACUAUCACUUGUUGAACGGAGUAUUAAAAAUGACCAGCAGUGAGGCAGUCGAAACAUCGCGAUCAAGAGUUUAGAAAUGACUCGGUAUCAUGACUCAAACGAUUAUUAAACGUUCAUUAUUCGAUAAACGAACUUCACUGUUUAAAAAAAUAGACUACAAAUGCAACUGCAAUUUCGUAUAACGGGUCUGUUGGCAAUAAUGUUAUACCUUUUGUAACAAAAAGUUUUGAACUACAGGGAAUUGGUUAUACUGGUGAUUUAGCUGUAAAAAGAUGCCAAAAAUAUUAAAUUAUAUUUUGGUAACCUAUUUAAUGAAUAUCGUUGUUUUCUAAAAGAAAACCUUUAAAAAGUCUACAUGAAUUAGUGACGUAUAAAUAAGUAAUAAGUAACAACAUAUUCUCAAUAUUUAUAGGCUUUCGUAUUUUUAGUGGGUAGACUCCAAGGGUAUAAUGUUUAAGCUUAAUUGCAAUACACUUGAAUACACUUGUUCGUUUUCGAAGCCAAAUGUAGGUGUUGUAUACUCGUUCAAAUGAGUUUAUUUGGACUUCGCCUAGUAAGUCAUUUACGCAAAGCUUGUACUCUAACUUGUAAUUUUUUUUCAUCCUAGCUGAUGAUUUUAUGAAGAGCAGAGUUAUGUAUUACUCUAAAAUUACAUACUAAUGAGAAGAAAGUGUCUUACGGGUUACGUAGUCCUUAUAAUGUAUAAUCUCUUUUUCAAUUUACUAUAUUUUGGAAAGGACCACACUAAACUGCGAAGUAUGUUAACCAAGGACAUUAAAUAUGUACAAGGACUGCUGUUGAAUUCGAAUGUAAUAUAUGUUGUUUUAUUUUUUCGAUCCUCGCUUUCACUGAAUCUGUCAACAAAGCCUUAAUGAAGGGAACACGAGCUGGAAUACACGUAUCCGUUUUAUUUGGACACGAAGGUUCAUUUCCUGUUUGUAUUUGGCCGAGAAUGAAUAGAAGUAACUCCCUCCCUGGUCAAACGCAAAACUUUAAAUGGCUUGCGCAAGAGCCUGGUUCAGGGCUCUUUGUGGGAAAGUGUUGAGUAAUUUUGGAAGGCAGGAACGCUCUUUCAUAAAACCAACUGCUUGGGCUUAGCCUUAGACUUCCCUUCGAUCCUCUUGAAAUUAACUGACAAUAGAGGUCUGUAGUUCUCCAAUUUGAUUUGGGCUCCUUUCAUGGAAAGCAGAAUAACACCGAGCUGUUUUCAAAAAUUAAACAAACAAAAAGGCAGCUACAUUCCCGGCUUUAGGAAUGAUACCUAGUUUGAAUGAAUUAUUAAACAAAGAGUUUAAGGGCGAGGCUAGGGAGUUAAUGCUACAUUUAAAGGUUCUUACCUGGAUAAAUGUCGUCGGGGCUGAAGCUUCUAUGGGCUUUUAAGAGUCUGUCCGCAAGAGGACCGGGUAGGCAUGACACGUGCCAUCUCACCGAUUUCUUUCAAACUUUCACAGCUUAUGAGAGUCACUAAGUUAUUCAAGAAUCCACAGUGGUUCGGGCUCCCGGCUAAUCCUUAGGGUAUUAGAGCCGCCACAUCGAAUCCCUGGGUAAAAGGCUAAAAUUAGUUCGAAAAAUGCACUUCCAACGGAUCUCUCUCACACUAACAGAAUGCGUGGAUCUUAAUCUUAUUUUGUCCAAUGGUUGUUUGAACCUUAAGGAAACAAUUCCUUAAAGUUGGGGUAAUUUGAUAUAACUUCUGCCAAUUUAGAGCAGUUAAUCAUUAACUGUGUCACGCAACUAUUCCAAAAUAGAAAAAAUUAGGGUUUUUUUAAUUGCAAAUAUCUCCAAUGAGCAACAUUGUAUUGCAACAAACAUUGGAAGGAAGUAUUGCAAGUGCCCCCAAUUUCGGAAUCAAGACAAGACCACAACGGCGUGAGCUACGUUCCCUUCUCUUUACGAAUAGUGCGUGGGUUGUUUAACGUCCCUUGCUAACCAGUUAUGGCAACUUGGGGCUGAGAUGCUGCCACAUGAAACCUUCCAACAUCCUUAGAUGACUAGCUAGGUGGCUGAAUCCCAUAGAAAACCGUAGUAAAAGCUGUUUCCUUUAAGUUUUGCUGCAAAAACUUUAAAAAAAAGUAUGUAUUGUAGAAUCGUUUUUUGUGGCUUUUUUGUGGUUUUUGCGUGCGCCCCUCUAUCGCGUCCUAUUUAGGUUUAAAAAAAAUUUCGAAUUUUCGACACUUAGUGGUCAUAUAUAGUGAAAUUCGUUUUGAUUGAGUUUGUUUGAGCCGGAAGGGAAGAAAUUUGGCACUCGGUCAUGGCGCACGGACGUCGUUGCGCUUGGUCCGUCAUGACCUCGACUCAAAUAUUUUCCGUCCGGCCCUUCCACUCAGGUAAUAAGUAAAUAUUUUUUUCUGUUGGAAAUUGUGGAGAACUGUGUUUUUGAGGCUGUCCCAUUUAAAAAAAGCUCUUUUCCAUAUUUUACACUUUUCAAGCUCUCAUCCCAAAAGAUUCAAGGGAAAGUUGUUCAAAGCUUUGAUGCCCACCAUCCUGUACCUCUUCAUAUUUUGGAAAGAGCCUUUUUGCAACAGUGGCGUAGUCUAUCGACGUAUUUUAAAAUUUCCUCUGCUGCGUUUUAACAAUUACCAUCUCGGACUUAAAACUCAACCUCAAUUUCACCAUCCUCGCGCUUGUUGACCGCGACAGAAACGUACAAUGACCUGCCCAUAAUCCCGAACCAUUUUCUCUGUGUUUCCUGUUAACCAACUAAGGAGAAUUUUAAGGUCAAGUUCAUAAUCACGAGCACUUGGUUAUUGGCCAGGUUCUUUAUAACAGUGCAGCGUCUCAAAGAGCUGCUCUGAGGAUGUGCGCUAUCCAAAAUGAAGGGUCUAAGAUUAGGAAAUGGAGAAAACUUGUUCACCAAGGAGGAAUAACUUUCAUUUAUCCAAAUUGCUAGAUAUUUAAGCAGGCUAUUAGCCUUUAGUAAGGCCGAUCUCCUGAAUGGAGUUGUAAGUGCCUCCUUGGAGGAUGAUUAUACGAGCAAUACGUCAGCAAUGCCGUAGAGAUGGAGACGAGAUUUCAGAUAAGGAAGAGAACUAGAAACUUCUUACCGGUACAAAAAGAUUUUUAAAAGUGACUGUCAGAUAAUCUUCUUCUUGUGAGUAACCUAUGGAAUCAUUGGCUUCAGCGUGAGUAAAAAGAGGCGUUUAUGCUGUUAAAAGGGACUAAUAAUCAAAAAUGGACCGAUUAAGACCCUUUAUUAAAAAAAAAAAUUCAGAAACCUCUCCCUGCCUUAGUCUAAAGAAAUCGGAAUCUUGAUAGAUCUUUUACAUCUGAGAAGCCAAUCUCACUCGUCAGAGCUAAGUUUUUUUUUUCCUUCUUUGUUUUUUUUUUUCAAUUAGAGGUUAAAUGUAACAGGAACAACUGUUCAGUAAUGUACCUAAAAUUGGAUAAAGUCUUCUCAAAAUUAUGGCGCAUCGAGUAAAAUUAUAAUAGGUAUAUAAAGUGGUUCAUUUGUGUAAAUUACAUUUGGCAAACUUCGCUGUCAACUGCCGACGUCCAUUACUCAGUUCGGUAAUGUUUAAUGUAUGAUAAAUACAUACAUUUAUGAAUCAUUUUUUCCAAUGGAUUGUGUCAGCGUCACAGAAUUUCUAUGAUAAGAGACUUCUUAGCUGGGCAGCCAUACAUCUGUUGUUUUUAGACAUUAGUUCCACAAAAACUAGGGUCGGCGAUCCCAUUCUCAAAUUGAAAUUGAGUGAACAAACAUUAGUUUAUCACCCAAAAUUGCAUAAAUUAACGUCAGAAGUCACGUAUUUUAGAGGGAAGUGAUCACGAAUCUUUUACAGAGGCCAAAAAUGUUUUUGUCCACAAAUGUAGUGUUAAGGUAGGUCUUUGCUGUGAUAGUAUGUUUCUCGUCAAACAAUGUUGCUCAGUGGAAAUAUUUGGAAUUAAAAAAUCCUUAUUCCUUUUUGGAAUAGUUGCGUGACACAGUUAAUGAUUAACUGCUCUAAAUUGGCAGAAGUUAUAUCAAAUUAGCCCAACCUCAAGGUUUUGUUUCCUUAAGGUUCAAACAACCAUUGGACAAAGUAGGAUUAAGAUCCAUCGCAUUCUGUUAGUGUGGGAGAGAUUCGUUGGAAGUGCAUUUUUCUAGCUAAUUUUAGCUUUUACCCAGGGAUUUGAUGUGGGGGCUCUAAUACCCUAGGGAUUAUCUGGGAACCCGAACUACUGUGGAUUCUUGAAUAACUUAGAGACUCUAAUAAAUUGUGAGAGUUUGAAAGAAAUCGGUGAGAUGGCAUGUGUCACGCCUACCCGGUCCCUUCGUGGACAGACUCAUAAUUCCAACAGGAAAUUUUUAACUUUGAUGCAUUUGAUGCCUGCACGAAAUUCUUUGUCCUAUCAACUUUCAGGAAGUUAAGAGGAUAAGUCAAAUUUUCCGAUAUGAAAUAUCGAUUGAAACUAUUUGCGAUGUUUUUUUGAUCAGUCAGUGUAUCUGUACCAACUUAGAGUACCUCAAGGUCUUUUGUUCAAUUUUUGCUGUCGGCUUCCUUUGCAAUCUUGACACUUAGUGGUUUAAGGUAAUCUCAAAGUGCUUGGUUGAAUGACAUAAUUUUUGUUCUGUUAUUCAAAUAUUGGGAAAGUGUCUAAUGCAUUAAAAGUCCUUCCCGUUAUAACUAAUAUAUUCUGGCUUAGUAUUUUGCUUUUUUUGAAAACAUCUCUUGAUAUUCAAAUCACCAAUUUGCCGAGGUAUUUUUUGUGGUUUGUCAGAUUUGAGACAAAAACAAAAACAAAAAAUUCUGCAAAGGUGAUUUUUUCGCAAUUAUGUUUUCAAGUAAAAUACUGAUAUUCUAUUUGUUUUAAUCAUUCAGUACUCCAAUUGAAAUUUCGAAAAGCAGUGGAUAAAUACAAAUUGAAAACAUCUCUUCACAUUCACAUAAGAGGAGGUGCAUGGCAAGUGGCGCUGCUGUUUAUGGAUGAGCUACCAACACGUAAACUGUCAUGGGACUGGUAUCAUGAAGUGUGGGACGAGGACGAGGACGAGGACGAGGACGAGGAGAUGUUUAGUAUACCGUUAUACAGUUCAAGUUCAGGCAUAUUGAAGGCGUGGCCAACACAGUACGACCCGGGUUUGGUUACACUGUGUAAAGCGAUCACCAACAGGGACUGGAAAGUAACCAGUAUGAUCCUCUCUAGUAGUCGGAUAUCUGAUGACUACUGCGGUUACUCAGAGUGA